AUGAAAGCAGCGUCGCAGGUGCUGCUGUCGGGGGUGUCGGCGGGAGCAGAGGCGGUGGUGACUCUGUGCGACCAGCUGCCCGCCCUCGUGCCCUCCGCCAAAACCACCAAGUGCCUCAUGGACUCGGGAUUCUUCCUCGGUGCGUUUGACUCUCCCCAUAUUGCCUCCCUCCCUCACACUUCCACCACCAAGUGCCUCAUGGACUCGGGAUUCUUCCUCGGAUUGACGCUGACGCUGCUGCCCAACAACCGAUACAACGCCAAAUGCCUGGACGGCAGUCCCCCAGGGUACUAUUUCCGCCCGGGAUUCGGCAACGGCAGCAGCUCGUGGCACGUGCACUUGCAGUACGGCGGGUGGUGCAACACGCUGGGGGACUGUAGAUGGCGCAGCCACACGUGGCUCGGCUCUUCUAACGAAACUCUGCAAAACCAGAACCCCUGGAAAUUCGCGAAUUGGGGUUACAUGGGUAUUCUCAGCCUGAACCCCGUCAUGAAUCCGCGUUUCUACAACUGGAAUCUCGUGGUCCCGAUUUACUGCGACGGUGGCGGAUUUGCCGGGCGCGCGGGGUUCAAGAAGUGGAGCGAAACCGGAGGAGUGUAUCUGGAUGGUUGGAAAAUCAUCAAAGCUGUCCUCACAGACGUGACAGAUUUCAAGGGCCUGAAGACGGCGUCGCAGGUGCUGCUGUCGGGGGUGUCGGCGGGAGCAGAGGCGGUGGUGACUCUGUGCGACCAGCUGCCCGCCCUCGUGCCCUCCGCCAAAACCACCAAGUGCCUCAUGGACUCGGGCUUCUUCCUCGAUGCAUUGGACAUGAACAAGCAAUCAGCGUUCCGCAAGAGAAUCAAGCAAGUGGCAGAGCUGCAUGAUUUUGUCGGCAACCCUCGGUGCAGCAGAGCCACUAACGAGACCAAAAAGUGGCGCUGCUUCUUCCCAGAGUACUCCCUCCCGUUCGUCCGAUCUCCCUUCUUCAUCGUCAACUCAUUGUUCGACGCCAGGGCCCUGCAACUUGGUCGCAUGGAGGAUAAGAAGCUGAAGGCGUUUCUUGCUUGGUCUAACAAGCAUGGGAUAAUGGUGGAUGGUGCUUGGGCCACCAUGAAAGAAGCUGGGGUGUUUUUGCGUGAUGCUGUAGCGAAUUGGUAUUUUUCAUCAUAA
Molecule: messenger RNA, 1149 nt
Organism: Closterium sp. Yama58-4
Lineage: Eukaryota; Viridiplantae; Streptophyta; Zygnematophyceae; Desmidiales; Closteriaceae
Source: the annotation of a GenBank genome assembly